GCCGCCAUGAGGACAGCCGAACGAGUCAGCCUGCUGGUGACACUUUCCCCAAAUUCUAGCUUUAACUCUCGGAGACGGGACAGACAGUCGGACGGCGACGCGCUCCACACUCGCGCGGCGAAAGUGCUCGACUGAACGCGUUUCUGGCAGAUUUCUCCUCCAUAAUAUCUGGGGAUUUUGCGUGCUCGGCUGAAUUACGCUGACAUUGUCGCUUUCCGACAGCUCGUCGCGGUGCGCAAGAACGAGCGGGACCGGGACUGCCCAGUUCUCGGACGCGCGUUUCUGAGAGGUCGCUGGCGCUGAAUAAUUCUGCUAAUAACAUGAAACGUGAUCAGUAUUAAAUCAAGCGUGACAUUCAGAGCGGACUGUUUUUCGAGCGUCUCCACACGCAGGACGGAGUGUCGCUUAGGCAGCGGCGAGCGGCUGAGACGCGGAAUAGAGGCGCCACUGUUUGGCCUCAGCGCAGGAGCGAAAGCGAAAAGUCAGGUUCCGUUGUGUUUUUACGGUCGACGCGCGCUGGACGGACUUUUCCAGAGGUUACACGCUGAAGAUCAACGUGUUUAUGGAUCGCUGCGCAGCGAGGAGCGCCGGGAGUCGUAGGCUACGCUGCUGUGCAUCGAUCAUGUCGGUGCUUCGUUGCUGUUGUAAACUUUGAUAGGUGUUCGCAGAAAGGACGGUCCAAUAUACAAUAACGACUUGAAGACACGCGCCCGUUGCUUAGGUUGACCUUUGGAGGAAGUGGGAAGCGCCUUUUUUGCCCUUCCUCUUUUUUUCUCCCGAGACGUCAGGACGGAUCUCUAUCACUCAGUCUGACUCUCCUUCUGUGACUUAAACAAAGACCAAAGUGUUUGGGGGUAGCAUGGCAAUGGUAGUAAACCAGUGGCCAGAGAACAUUUCGGCAGAUCCGGGGUCUCAGCUCCAGAUUUGCGGCCAGGAGCCCGGCGGGGCACCGGGCACCCCCAAUGGUUCCACCCCGGGGAACGACGGACUUUCCGGGGACAAGAUCCCCAACGUGGACUGCAUGGUGUGCGGGGACAAGUCCAGUGGGAAGCAUUACGGCCAGUUCACCUGCGAGGGAUGCAAGAGCUUCUUCAAACGCUCGGUGAGGCGAAACCUGACGUACACCUGCCGGGGGAACCGAGACUGUCCCAUCGACCAGCACCACCGGAACCAGUGCCAGUACUGCCGGCUGAAGAAGUGCCUCAAAGUCGGCAUGAGGAGAGAAGCUGUACAGCGAGGCCGCACAUCGAACUCCCAGACCAGCCCGGGUCAGUACCUGACCAACGGCACCGACCCGUACAACGGCCAGCCCUACCUGUCCGGCUUCAUCUCGCUGCUGCUGCGCGCCGAGCCGUACCCCACCUCCCGCUACGGGUCCCAGUGCAUGCAGGGAAACAACCUGAUGGGCAUCGAGAACAUAUGUGAGCUGGCCGCCAGGCUUCUGUUCAGCGCCGUGGAGUGGGCCAAGAACAUUCCCUUCUUCCCCGAUCUACAGCUCAUGGAUCAGGUGGCUCUGUUGCGCAUGUCGUGGAGCGAGCUCUUCGUCCUCAACGCCGCUCAGUGCUCGAUGCCGCUGCACGUGGCUCCUCUCCUGGCCGCGGCCGGUCUGCACGCUUCGCCCAUGUCCGCCGAGCGCGUGGUGGCCUUCAUGGACCACAUCCGCGUCUUCCAGGAGCAGGUGGAGAAGCUGAAAGCCCUGCAGGUCGACACGGCUGAAUAUUCCUGCCUCAAGUCCAUUGUCCUCUUCACGUCUGACGCUAUGGGCCUGUCUGACGUCGCCCACGUGGAGAGCAUCCAGGAGAAGUCCCAGUGCGCCCUGGAGGAGUACGUGAGGAACCAGUACCCCAGCCAGCCCAACCGCUUCGGCCGCCUCCUCCUGCGCCUGCCGUCGCUGCGCAUCGUGUCCUCCCCCGUCAUCGAGCAGCUCUUCUUCGUGCGCCUGGUGGGAAAGACGCCCAUAGAGACACUGCUCCGCGACAUGCUGCUGUCGGGCUCCAGCUACAACUGGCCCUACAUGUCUGCGGUGCAGCGCGAGCGGCCCAUCUCCCUCCACUACAACGAGAACGGGCCGUGAUGGAGGCGCGAGUGGGCCGCGCGUCCGUCCGAGCGGCCGCGCGUCCGUCCGAACUCGCUCCCCUUCGAUCUGUGCGUCCGACCGCUCCGCUUUCCCGGAGGAAGCCGCUUCCUCGCCAUUCCCCUCACGGCACCCGACUGACGGUUCACUGAAUCCUCGCCAUCCACACGAGCAGGCCGAUCCCACUGCAGACACCGGCCCGUUGCACACGGCGCGGCUGCGUUCGAGACGUGGCACGAGAUGACGGGUUGGUAGAUCGUGUUGCUGCACAGUUCACCAGCAGGUCUGUUGGACUCACGUCAACAGACCUCAGAUGUCCGUCUCAAAGCCCAAAUCCAAACCGGGGCGGCAGCAGACCAAACAUUUGCUUCACUGCCGAUGCUUUGCCUACACUUACAGACGCGCCGCCGUCCCGUACGGCACACACUGAGCAAGGGCUUUGCCAGUGGGACUCUGUCCGAGAGCACAAGGCCCGUUGUAUCUUUACUCGUGUUUGAGAAGAAAACCAGAAGCCAUUAAAAAAGAAAUAUGCCAAAACGUCUGGGACUUUUGCAGAUGAAAUGUUUUAUUGUUUGUUUGUAUUAGCACUGUUUAUAUGGAGAAAAACUCAUGAUUGUGUCCAUAUGUACAGUAUAUAAUUGAUUCAUAGGCAUCUAUAGCGUGUUUGGGUUCAUUGGGAACGCUCAGGUUCAGAGGGUGGGCAGACAGAUGACCAGAUCAAAACGCCAACAUCAGUACAUGUACAGACACACAAACCAGCAACAUUCACCCUUAUUAGCAGCCGGUGCCAAAGCUGAAUAUGAAUUGUUUGGAUUACUUUCGUGGUAGUGUUGGUGAUGAAAAGUUAAUGUUUGGUUUGUCUGUAAUUUGACUAUAUACAUGUUUUAGAGUCUCAGGGGGAAAGAUGGACGAUGAAUUUGUAAAGACAAUACAAAUAAGAGCGUAGGCACUUGCAAAGUAAACUAGUCAGAACCUACAGUUAGUCCUUCAACAUCACAGCACUGCUAGGGUCCUGCUACCCUUCUGCCAUUCGACCGGUCCACCUUCUUACUUAUUCAAAGAGCAAAUUGUGACACACAAUUCACUCAUAAUAUUGUUUUCUCAGUCAUAAUUGUCAAUAUUAGACCGGGGGGAGCAUUUUACAAAAGUAGCUGUACUUGCCUUAGAACAAGGAUUUGGUCACUGAGCAUUUAUCUUAUGACUGUGCCAUAAUCUCUCGUUACCUUUUAUAACAGGUAUUACGUCCUGUCAGGAGACGAAAUGAACUCCCAUGAUGUGAAAAACUGAUGAUGUGCACUCACAACCACAGGAAUGUGAUGCAGAGUACAGACGUUUCUGAGUACAGGUCAUCCAGCACUUUCAUUUUUUUGACUUCAUGCAAGUUCUUUUCUGCGUCCUGAUGAUAUUGUCAUGUAGGGAAACCCCCCAACUCAUGUGGUUUUAAGCUUAUCGUACUGAUACUUUAGAAAAGUGUAUCACUAAUCUCUGAAAACCUCAGUCUAUGUUACAAUAUUAUUCUAGUUGAAUUUAUGACUGUGACUUAGCUUAGGACUAUUUUAAGACAUUUUUUUCUUCUUGCCCUUGAUGGAAGCAAGUUUGUUUUGACAACCUGUCUCACAUUUCCAACAUGGCACGGUGGUAUCAACAUAAAGUACUGGUACUGAAAAAGCCAUCUGGGACCUUUAGAAAGCUGUUUGUUUAUAAAUGAAUUCACAGAAAGUUUGUUUUUAUCCCCUCUAUUUUGUUUGGAAACAUGGAUUAUCGAUUAAUUGAAAUAAAUCCUUUUGUUCACAGUU
Molecule: messenger RNA, 3870 nt
Organism: Betta splendens (Siamese fighting fish)
Lineage: Eukaryota; Metazoa; Chordata; Actinopteri; Anabantiformes; Osphronemidae
Gene: nr2f5
Product: nuclear receptor subfamily 2, group F, member 5
Exons: 4
Coding region: 860-2074 (404 amino acids)
Biological process (GO): regulation of transcription by RNA polymerase II; anatomical structure development; cell differentiation
Molecular function (GO): RNA polymerase II cis-regulatory region sequence-specific DNA binding; zinc ion binding; nuclear receptor activity
Source: RefSeq, a predicted model, not a curated record